Messenger RNA from Mercenaria mercenaria, 1159 nucleotides. RefSeq lists its product as uncharacterized. The transcript is spliced from 8 exons. NCBI's taxonomy places the organism in Eukaryota, Metazoa, Mollusca, Bivalvia, Venerida, Veneridae. The record is from RefSeq and is a predicted model, not a curated record. The coding region runs from base 143 to 1159 and encodes 338 amino acids.
UGCACCGUGAACCGUGUCGGAAGGUUUUUCCUAGACUGAACAUCCUUGCUCAAAAUUGACAACUCUCAUAUUGAACAGACAGAAAAGAAGAAAGAGGAAUGACAAGAAACAGAGGAAGUGAAAGACUAAGAACGGUCUAGAUAUGCUAAAAAGAACUAAAGAGAUGGCAGAAGGCGAGGAAGUGUUUACGCCGAACCGAUUCAAUAUACUUCACAGAAGAAUGAAAAUGCAAAGAGAAGGGAAAGGUAUUCUGCCGAAGGAAAUUCUCAAUAUGGACAAGGAAUCAAUAGAUUUGUACAUGAAAGCGCUACAGGAAGGCAAGGUUUCUGUUAAAAAUAUCCGCGUAAUGGUAGUUGGUCAUUAUGGAGUUGGGAAAACAACGUUGACGAAACGUCUUUUAGGGGAGCCAGUUAAAAUCACAGAACGAGCCAGUACAGAUGGUAUAGACGUUCAUGUUGAUAGGUGUAAGAUCUCUCUCAAAGAUGGGACGUGGAUUUUGCAAAAACCUGACAAAGCACGGAAGGCGAUUUUCCAUCAGCUGGCAAAGUUAUUUAAAAAGGAUGAUCAAGAAGUAACUCAACUACAACCUCCAAAGGAGACGAACUCAAUGUUAGAUAUCGGGGACACAAUUCUCGAAUCUGCAAAACCUCAGGAAGAAACAAGAUCACAGACAGAUUCAAGUAUGGAUGUUGAUAAGUCUCAGGAACAGAAAACAACUGUUGAAUAUCCAGAAGACGGAGGAAAAACAGAAACAAAGCAUUCUGAAACAGUUAUGAAAGAAUCAGCGGAGAUUAUUUAUUCUCGUCACCAAUCCACCGAUGACAUUGAGGAACCAGCGGUUGAAUCUGCGGAUGAAGACUAUACACAGAGCUUGCGGCAUUUGAAGAAAUUCAUAGAAAACGUACAAGUUGACAAAGAACAUAUGGGAACAUCCGACCUGUCGUUGUGGGACUUUGCCGGACAGAAUGUGUUUUAUGCAACUCAUCAGGUUUUUUUCUCUCGUCGAGCAGUCUACCUGCUCGUCACAAAUAUUUCCAAGCACAUUGAUGAUACGGUAGACGACGAUCCUUGGCAUACUGACUGCAGAGGAGAGGCAAAGUGCAGAAUUGCAGGUAAGCAUAAUAAUUAUAUACUAGGUAGUAUGUGUGAAGUGAAAUGA